Molecule: messenger RNA, 2648 nt
Organism: Heterobasidion irregulare TC 32-1
Lineage: Eukaryota; Fungi; Basidiomycota; Agaricomycetes; Russulales; Bondarzewiaceae
Exons: 11
Coding region: 696-2204 (502 amino acids)
Molecular function (GO): FAD binding; oxidoreductase activity
Source: RefSeq, a predicted model, not a curated record
ACUUCCUCCUGCCACCCACUACGACUGACGGCUCUACGUUCCCUCUCGUGGCCAAGAUGCAUUGCACAACGGCACCGUACCAUUCCAUCCACAAGCACAAGCAUAGAUUGUGGCAUCGAGGCUACUGAAGACCGUGUUACACAGCUCAUAAGCGCUUGCCACAUUAUGUUUCAACCUCCAGCGCCAACCCGGUGUUCGUCUUCCGUGUCAGAGAACAAUGAAAACAUGUUAUAAACCUGCUCCAGGUCGUAAUUUUCUCGUCUCCGCUACUAGCCAAUACACGUCGUUUUGUGUCGCUUUUUUUCCAGUUGUGUUCAGGUCGUCAUGAGGAGAAACAAUCGACGCUAGUCGACGCUCGCGACGCUCUUACGAUCAAUUGGAUUUCUUCACAUCCCGGAUCAUCUCAGCUUAUUGGAGUUGUUGUCAGAUGUCCUUCGGAUCGUGGUUUCCGCGAUCUCAACGUCUCGGACAACCGCUGUAUCGUCAUCCUGAUUUGUCUUGGAUUAUGGUCGUUUCGACUAAACAAUUUGCGAGCACAGGUCUCCGGCCACCACAACCCGUUGGAUAUGAAGCGCUCUGAAAGGUAUAAGUUUGCAUGGGUUCCUGUUUUACAAAAAAGCCCACCAAUACUCCCCGGAUCCCCACUCCCCACAGGGCCUAUCCACUAAUUUACCCCCGUUCUCAACUUCACGAGUAUGAGGACCAACUGGAACAUCCGGUUUUACGGUCUGCUGCUGACAGUCGCCUCUAUCACUGGGCGCAUUGCGUGCCAGGACUUGAAAAGUGAUCUCACAGGCGCUGGUUUGACAGCACUGUUCCCGGGAGAUUCAGGAUAUCAGGACGCAAGCAAGGCUUACAACCUUCGAUUCAAUGUUUCCCCAGCUGCCGUCGUCUAUCCCGAGAGCGCGCAGCAGGUCGCUGCCGCCAUUCAGGCGGGAGCGUCAACGCAUACGCAGGUGGUCGCGCGCAGUGGUGGGCACAGCUACAUCGCAAAUGGCGUCGGAGGGAAGAACGGCGCCCUGGUGAUUGACCUUAGCAAGCUCAAGAAUAUCACUGUCGAUAACAACGCUGGCACGGCAGUUAUUCAGACUGGUAACAGGCUCGGGGAUGUCGCUCAAGCUCUGAAUGACCAAGGCCGGGCACUUCCUCAUGGGACGUGCCCAUAUGUUGGUGUCGGAGGUCAUGCAUCCUUUGGCGGAUUUGGCUUUGCUUCACGCAUGUGGGGUCUUACCAUCGACCACAUCAUUUCUGCCGAGGUUGUUCUCGCCAAUGGUACAAUUGUCACUGCAUCGAAUACGACGAAUUCGGAUCUCUUCUGGGCUAUGCGUGGCGCAGGUUCUUCUUUCGGGAUCACCACUGCCUUCACCUUCGCCACUGAGCCAGUUCCUUCGUCCGCGCUGGUAUUCUCGUACAGCUGGAACGCCGUCAACGCCACUGCUCUCGCGCACAUUAUCUCGGCCUACCAGUCCUUCGUCCAAACCGAUAUUCCCGCUACAUUUGAUGCAGAGCUCACUCUAGGCAAGGGAGGGUCUUCAAAUACUGCCAGUGUCGAGUUUGUCGGUGGAUGGUAUGGCAAGCCGGCGGAUUUGAACAGCACAGUGAAGCCCUUCCUCGACCAGAUUCCUCAAAAGCCCACGGUAAGCAUUACCGGCGGGACAUGGUUGGAGAGCUUGGAGAGCCUGGCGGGAAGCGACACCUUGAGCACCAGCGCUCCUGAUGAGACGGAUACAUUCUACGCCAAGUCUCUGAUGACGCCCGAAAACUCUCCAAUGAGCGCUGCCGCUAUCAACGCAUUUGCAUCGUACCUGACGCACCAAGGCUAUACUUCUAACACGAACUGGUUCACGCAAAUUGAACUGUACGGCGGCCCCAACUCGGCGAUCAACGCCGUCCCCCUCGACGCUACAUCGUUCGCGAGCAGAUCGACGCUCUUCACGAUCCAGUUCUACGCUUCGUCAUCUAACUACAGUCCGCCCUAUCCCAAUGUGGGCUUCUCAUUCCUGGAUGCCAUGGUCGCAAGUAUUGUCGACAAUAGCCCAUCUGAUUGGGCGUAUGGUGCUUACACCAAUUAUAUCGAGGACAAGUUAAACAACUCGCAAGCUUUAUACUAUGGCUCGCACUACGAGCGGCUGCAGUCCAUCAAGAAAGAGGUUGACCCCAACAAUGUCUUCAACUUCCUUACUUCUAUCGCUGAGCCUCAGUGAUCACAGUCAUGGCAUCACAACUACGCUCUGCCAUUGACGCCCGUUUUCAUUUUAAUAUUCCCCCUAGUCUAAGACUCCUGACGAACAAUGGCCUCUAAUAGGUUUUCAGUAUAUCAUACUAGUCGCCGCCCUACAUUCGUUUCAAGAUCGCUAUUACGAUUAGCUUCUGGUGAGCCGACCGCUGCAAGAGGCUUUCGAGAAAUCGCCCCCGACCAUGAUCUCAAAUUUGGAAUUUCGACACCUUGAGUCCAGGUUAUAUGCACCCCAGGGGGGUAACUGCUCGAUCCCAAACAGGCUCUCGAUUGAGAUCUAUCUUGCUCUUAAUGAUGCCUCGAUUAUGGAAGUUCUAACAAGGCCUUCACGAGGGAGUCGGUAUGCUACGUGACUGCUACGUGUUAAUACUCGCACGACGCUCUAACACCGACAAAGGGACCCGUUGGCUGU